Gracilinanus agilis (Agile Gracile Mouse Opossum) is the source of this 842-nucleotide messenger RNA. RefSeq names its product ribosomal protein L8 (gene RPL8). Gene Ontology annotation, cellular component: ribosome; cytosolic large ribosomal subunit. NCBI's taxonomy places the organism in Eukaryota, Metazoa, Chordata, Mammalia, Didelphimorphia, Didelphidae. Gene Ontology annotation, molecular function: RNA binding; structural constituent of ribosome. Bases 33 to 806 code for a protein of 257 amino acids. Gene Ontology annotation, biological process: cytoplasmic translation. The record is from RefSeq and is a predicted model, not a curated record. The transcript has 5 exons.
CACUGCUUUUCUCCUUUCCCAGACGGCGCGACAUGGGCCGGGUGAUUCGUGGUCAGAGGAAGGGUGCGGGCUCCGUCUUCCGAGCUCAUGUGAAGCACCGAAAAGGGGCCGCCAAGCUUCGGGCCGUAGACUUCGCGGAGAGGCAUGGCUACAUUAAGGGUAUUGUAAAGGACAUAAUCCAUGAUCCAGGUCGAGGGGCUCCUCUUGCAAAAGUAGCUUUCCGGGAUCCCUACCGAUUUAAAAAGAGGACAGAGUUGUUCAUUGCUGCUGAAGGCAUUCAUACUGGCCAGUUUGUGUACUGUGGUAAGAAAGCUCAACUCAACAUUGGCAAUGUCCUCCCAGUUGGCACUAUGCCUGAAGGAACUAUUGUGUGCUGUCUUGAGGAAAAGCCUGGUGACCGGGGUAAGCUUGCCCGUGCAUCUGGAAACUAUGCCACAGUUAUUUCCCACAAUCCAGAAACUAAGAAAACACGUGUGAAGCUGCCUUCAGGCUCCAAGAAAGUAAUCUCCUCUGCAAACAGAGCUAUAGUUGGUGUUGUUGCUGGUGGAGGUCGUAUUGAUAAACCCAUACUUAAAGCAGGCCGAGCCUACCACAAAUAUAAGGCUAAGAGAAACUGCUGGCCUCGUGUCCGGGGUGUGGCCAUGAAUCCUGUGGAACAUCCCUUCGGAGGUGGUAAUCACCAGCAUAUUGGAAAACCAUCCACCAUUCGAAGAGAUGCCCCAGCUGGACGAAAGGUCGGUCUCAUCGCUGCCCGGCGUACUGGUCGACUCCGGGGUACCAAGACUGUACAGGAGAAGGAGAACUAAAGUACAGAAUCCUGACAAUAAAAAUUAUUUUGGAAA